GGGAUUUUAACAGAAAGAGAUAGCUAAUCUGACAAAUUAUUUAAUUAGGCAAUGAUUUCGGUUGUGCCUUCUCUUGUAAAGUACGAGACCCCUGUUCUUCUUCCGAGGAUUCAAGAAGGUGGAUCGACCUCCACGAAAAAGAAAUCUAAGAAGGAUGCAGUGGGGGCGGAAAACGACAAGACCGCACCGCGGCCGGAGGAUGUCCUCUACAGCAUCAUCCCACCGAGAGAGUUUGAGCAGGAUGGGCAACGUUGGGUGCAAUACCCUUCCAGCACCCCUGCCACACGUCUGGACGUGAUUAAUCUGCAAGAAAAACUCGAUGAGCUGCUCCUGCAGCGUCAGGCGCGAGAAACAGGAAUCUGCCCUAUUCGAGAGGAGCUCUACAGUCAAGCGUUUGAUGAAAUUAUCCGGCAGGUUACGAUUAACUGUGCGGAGCGAGGGCUGCUGCUUCUGCGCGUACGCGAUGAGAUUCGAAUGACGCUCGACGCCUACCGCUCAAUCUACGAGAGCAGCACGGCCUUUGGUAUGCGUAAGGCCCUACACGCCGAGCAAAAUCGUGUGAAGUUGGAGGCGCAGGUUUUUGCGUUAGAGAGGGAAAAAGAGGCACUGCAGCACCAAGUUCAUGAGCUAGAGGAAGAGUGCAAACAAAUGGAAGAUGCCGAAGUACGGCGCCGUGAGGCGGUAGAGCAGAAACACGCCGAAGAAAUCAACUACUUCCGACGGACUUACCAAACGCUCACAGCAAACAUGCAGACAGUGGUAAACCCUACAAAGACAUAGUCUGUAAUGGACAUUGAGAGCCUGUAACGAUGAACCUCGAGGGCAUUUCUUUAUUCAAGCACUACGGUAAUUUCCCUCCAAUAGUUACUCUUUUUGUCCGUGUUCUUUUCCUUUCCCAUUGGAUGAAAGGUUUCUCUUAUGAGUUUAACUUCUUCCAUGGAAUGAUUGAGAAUACCAUGCACGUAGCCUGAGCUUGGUUCUUGAUUCUUCCCUUACAACAUCGCAACCUUUAUGUAUAAAUAACUCCACCGUGUUCGAUUUCUUUAUACCAUACUUGUA
Phytomonas sp. Hart1 is the source of this 1059-nucleotide messenger RNA. The record is from the annotation of a GenBank genome assembly. NCBI's taxonomy places the organism in Eukaryota, Euglenozoa, Kinetoplastea, Trypanosomatida, Trypanosomatidae.